AUGCCUUCGUCUACAGUAAUUCGAAUACAACGAGCCCCAUCAAUAAAUCGAAAUAAUUAUUCAAAUACUAAUGAUGAUAAAAAACAUACGUUAAGCAUGUUUCGCUUAUUUAUUCAUCUGCUUGAUUAUAUUUAUCUAUUUAAUAUAAAUAUAUUUCUUCAUGUAUUAUUACUUCUUAAACGAAUAUUUAAAUUUUUUUCUGGCUUUUUAAGUUUUGUUUUUGUUUCAUUGUGUGGAUCAAGGAAAAAACUUAUCCAAUUUCAAUCAGUUAAAUACUAUACUUGUCCUCUUCAACCCUUAUCACUUCAUCGAUUGCAUUUUCUUCCAAGGAAAAUUCUGGUAUUAGAUUUAGACGAAACCUUAAUUCAUUCUCAUCAUGAUGGUUUAAUACGUGCUGUAACAGGGAAACCAGUAGGACCACCAGAUUUUAUAAUACCUGUCGAAAUUGAAAAACAUCCUGUACGAUUUUUUGUUUACAAACGACCACAUGUUGAUUAUUUUCUUGAAAUCGUUAGUAAAUGGUAUGAGCUUGUUGUAUUUACUGCAUCCAUGGAAAUUUAUGGCGCAGCAGUUACCGAUAAACUAGAUAAUAAUCGAAAUAUUCUUUCUCGGCGAUUUUUUCGACAACAUUGUACAUUAGAAUCUGGCACAUAUUCAAAGGAUUUAUGCGUUGUUAAUAAUGAUUUAUCACGAAUAUUUAUUUUGGAUAAUAGUCCUGUAGCUUAUCGUUCUUAUCUAUUUAAUGCCAUUCCUAUUAAAUCAUGGUUUUUUGAUCCAACAGAUACUUGUCUUUUAUCAUUACUUCCAUUUCUUGAUGCAUUAAGAUUUUGUCGUGAUGUACGUUCUGUAUUAGCAAUGAACUUACAUUUACAUCGAAAUUUAACAAUGACAAAUCCGAAUUCAUUGAUCACACAAGUUUUGCCAUCAUCGACAUCAUAA
Rotaria socialis is the source of this 939-nucleotide messenger RNA. NCBI's taxonomy places the organism in Eukaryota, Metazoa, Rotifera, Eurotatoria, Philodinida, Philodinidae. The record is from the annotation of a GenBank genome assembly.